AUGUCUUCGCAUGGCGUGACUGGGUUCCGUCUGUUCUACAAUGAGGUGGUCGGCGACGUGAGAGCCGAGCUGCUUGCCCGUCUGGGCUCCGAGACUGUGCCGCUCGCCGAUGUGCAGCGCGAGGUGGCCCGGCUGUGGAAGGAAUGCCCGCAUCAAGAGGAAUAUCGCAAAAAGGCCGCCGCAAUCGCCCCGGCGAACGGCGCUGCCGACGCUCAGGGCAAACCGGAGCCCGGCGACAUCGUGAUUCCACCGCACCGGCUGAAGCGCAUCCUCGAGCUAGACGACGAGGCGCCGAGGAUGACCAAGGAUGCGUCGCGCACGCUAGGCCAGGCUACGUUCGCUGGGCACGUCGACAAACACAUCGUAGACACGGGCGCAAGUUACCCGGUCAAGCCGGAGCAUAUCGCAAGCGUCAUCAACAACCCGUUGUACCCGAAGUAUCAGUUCCUCGCCGGCUCCGAGGAGCAGCUGUUCAAUUCUACCGCUACACACCCAAAAGAUAGGCCAAGUGCUGCGAGCGAACGCGCUCCCACGGAGUCUGAGGCGGAUAAGCCUAACAGCGAGCUCACGGAGUCGCCCGGCAAGCUGGCCGAUAACUCCGAGUCGACGCUGCCGGAAAGACCGGUCGCACCUCAACAGCCCGUUAAGGCGCGCCAACCUUCCAUUCUGAGCUACUUCGGCGGCGGCAGAGCCGCGAAAUGA
Babesia bigemina is the source of this 702-nucleotide messenger RNA. RefSeq lists its product as hypothetical. NCBI's taxonomy places the organism in Eukaryota, Apicomplexa, Aconoidasida, Piroplasmida, Babesiidae. The record is from RefSeq and is a predicted model, not a curated record. The coding region runs from base 1 to 702 and encodes 233 amino acids. The transcript is spliced from 5 exons.